Messenger RNA from Hyposmocoma kahamanoa, 1807 nucleotides. RefSeq lists its product as uncharacterized. Gene Ontology annotation, biological process: regulation of synaptic transmission, cholinergic; sleep; positive regulation of voltage-gated potassium channel activity. Lineage: Eukaryota; Metazoa; Arthropoda; Insecta; Lepidoptera; Cosmopterigidae. Bases 94 to 540 code for a protein of 148 amino acids. The record is from RefSeq and is a predicted model, not a curated record. The transcript has 3 exons.
UGGAAAUCGAAACGAAGCGAUCGUCGGGUGACGUUUUAAUUCGCAGUUGAUAUUUUAUCGUGUUUGUGGUGUUUAUAAAAUUUGAAAAUCGAAAUGAUGAAUCUGUCGCUUUUUGUGCCUGUACUCCUAUUGGCUGUUUUCGUAAAAGACGGUGAAUCAGUACGAUGCUGGACUUGUUCAUCGGACCUCAACCCGCUCUGCAAUGAUCCCUUCCUGGUCGGCCGAUCUGACAACUCCUACCUCUUCAGACUGGAGAACUGCGACGCCAGCACUGGUGCUACUUACCCUUACCUCACGUCAUCUAAGUCUGUUUGCAAGAAGCAGAAAAAAUACGUAAACGGUCUUCUCGUUGUAACAAGAGGAUGCACCUGGAAAAGACAAGAUGACUACUAUACCAACUGCCCAGGCUCCACAAAUGGCCCCAACGAAGUCACAACAUACUGUGAAACCUGUGAAUUCGACGGCUGCAACGGAGCUUCCGCCAUUGGCAAGACUCUCGCGUUAUUAGUCGUGCCUUUAGGUCUGCUUCUCUUUAAGUGAAUCUAAAUGUACCUAGAGUAACAUACGAGCAAUUUAUUGUUCUAAGAUAUAAAUCUGCAAGUGUUCUGUACAAGACAAUGUGAAAUCUGUUUCGUGUCCUUCCAUUUUCCGUUUCUAAAAAUCUAUUAAGAAGAUUGAUUUUUUUAAGGAAUGCUUAAGUACUGUUUAUAAAAUCAGCUACGUGUAGGUAGGGAAAUAUGAUAUUGAAUAUUUCCUAGAUUACACGAUCGAUGAAUGAUAUGUCACGAUAGAUGUGAAACUAAAUUAUACAGCUAAUGCAAACCAAUAUUAACUUAGUUGCACACAAUAGUCAAUGAAAGAAAUUCGUUAUUAAGUUGGUCGUUGCAAAUGUUACUUAACUACUACCUAAGUAUCUAGUUACCCAAUAAGAAAUCACAGAAUCGACACACAGAACAGAAACAGAUUUAACGAACAUCUACCUAAAGAUAAGUCAAUCAGUACCAAAAACCAUUAAACAUAUUCGAUGCUUCGAUAGUUCUCAAGGUGGGAGAUUUAACAACCUUUUUUGUUUACAUUAGGAAUGUUACUUUGAUCGUUAUAACAUAUAUGUAUAUUUUCACCUCACUAGCUCAUAAAAGCUUUCUUUCUCAUUAGAAAUCUGAGCGCAAAAGCGUUUUUUCCACGCUAGCGUGGAUUUUUUUAAAUUCGAACUUGAUGAUAUACUGUGGUGUAUCUAACUUUUUCUUUCGAUGAAAAAAAAACAUAAUGACACGUUCAAGUAUGCGUUUUGUCGUACAUUAUUUAAAUAAUAUAAGAAAAAUUUACCAAGUUUUGCCUUUUCCUUUACGGAAAGAAUUGAGAAAACAACAACAUUAUGUAUUAGAAAUCCGUUGGUACAUUUUAAUGUUAUUAUUGUUGACAUUAAAUUGACAACGAUAACUAAUUUUGUUUAUUAAAACUGAUUUGUUGUAGUUCAACUGUUUUUCUUUCAUCUACCAUUUUCCUCGCUAUAAUGUGGUCUGUGAGUGAGGUGAAAAGUUGUGUGUUUCGCUCGGCAGCAAAGUUGGUUUGCGUCUCGUGACUUGAAACCUUCGCUACGCUCAGAAUUCUAUUUUCCAAACCACUCGCUUCGCUCGCGGCACACCCCGGACACUCCAUACAACAGUCGAAAAUUAUUUACCUACUACUACAUACAGCAAGGCGCUAUCUGCAACCGCGCAAAUAUGUGCGCGAAGUGGUAGGGUUACUCAUAACUUUCUCGCACUAUUACGUUACGUGGUCAGAGGGACAAUAUAUUUAAAAUUCU